GGUGCUAUAAUCUGAGGUCCUGAGUGACAAGCAAUGGACCCUCUUAAGUGACGUCACGUUUCCCUAGCCCAAGGUUUUUAAAAUCAGCUGUUUCUACCGAGAGAGUUCGAAAUAAUAAUUUAAAUAUCAAUUAAUUGGUUAAGACGGAACACCAGUCGUUUAACACAACUUUUGAACGUCAUGAAAAUGACAGAUUUUGGUGAGGGUUCUCCCAUUUACUUCCAUGCUGGUGCUGUUGUCUAGAGGCCUGUCAUCACCAUCACCAUGGACAAGAUCCUGGAGGCACUGGUGACCUCCUCGCACCCACUGCCAGUCAAGCGGGCCAUCGUGCGUAAGGUGGUGGAAGCGGCAGAGAAAGAGGUGACGGAGGAGCAGUGCCAGGCACUCUAUGCCCUUACCACACGCCUCAUCCUGCUUGGCGAGGAUGCCUUCCAGAGACAGACAGGGCAGCAGGUGCAGGAGGCAUACGCACGCUACCACCGCAACGAGUUUGCACACUUUGUCAGCAAAGACUUCGUCCUUGGCCUCUUUCAGCAGGGCUACGGCCCCCUGGACCGGCGCGACCCGGUACUGUUCGACUUCCUCCACGGCUGCCUGCGUUUGCUCAUCAGCUGUCCGGCUGUGCUGGAGGUGGCGGCGGCGCUCCAGACCGAAGUCCUGCGUGUUGUCUGUGAGCGUCCCACGCCUGCGCUCUGUGCCCGUCUGGCUGUGCUGCUCGCCGACUUCCCACAGUGUGUGCCACGCGAGAAGGGCCAGGGGGCACUGUUCUGCCAGCAGCUGGUGCGCACCAUGAGCUACUUCCAGUGUGCAGCCCACCAGGAGAAGGAGCUGAGAGAGUAUGUGUCCCAGGUGAACCGCGUCAGCGCGCUGCUGCAGGGCAUCUGGAAGGCGGAGCCGGCGGCCCUUCUGCCCUCCCUGCAGGAAGUGUUCGCCAUCAUCUCCUCCACAGACCCGGCGUUUGAGCCGUCCAUCUCGCUGGCCAGCCUGGUGCAGCACAUCCCCCUGCAGAUGAUCACCGUGCUCAUUAAGAGCCUCACCACCGACCACAACGUCAAAGAUGCCAGCAUGACCAAGGCCCUCUGCAGGAUGAUCGACUGGUUGUCUUGGCCCCUUGCUAACCAUGUGGACACCUGGGUCAUUGCUCUACUGAAGGGACUGGCGUCAGUGCAGAAGUUCACCAUCCUAAUAGAUGUCACCUUGCUCAAAAUUGAACUGGUGUACAAUCGUCUGUGGUACCCCAUCGUGCGGCAGGGGGCUCUGGUGGUUUUGUCCCACAUGCUGCUGAGUUUCCAGCACUCCCCAGAGGCUUUCCACCUGGUUGUGCCCCAUGUUGUCCAGUUGGUUCAGAGCCUGCAAAGAGAUGGCCUACCCACUAGUAAGGCCUUCCUUUUGCAGUUCACGGAGCUCAUCCACUGCAUGAUGUACCAGUAUUCUGGCUUCCCAGACCUCUACGACAGCAUCCUGGAGGUCAUCAAAGAUCUGCCUAAGCCUAGCGAGGAGAAGAUCAAGCUGAUCCUGAACCAAAGUGCCUGGACAUCCCAGUCUAACCUGUUUGCCCCAGGCCUGAUGCAGCUGGCUGCGAAGUCGGAGACGGGGAAGACGGGCCUGGUGAACCUGGGAAAUACCUGCUACAUGAACAGCGUCAUCCAGACUCUCUUCAUGGCCACCGAUUUCAGACGGCAUGUUUUGUCGCUGCAACUGAAUGGCAGCAAUACUCUGAUGAAGAAACUGCAGCUCCUGUUUGCCUUUCUGACCCACACACAGAGAGCCGCGUACGCACCCAGGAAUUUCUUUGAGGCCACGCGCCCUCCCUGGUUCACGGUCGGCUCCCAGCAGGACUGCUCAGAGUACCUGCGCUUCCUGUUAGACCGGUUGCAUGAGGAAGAGUUGGCACUUCGAGCCCUGACGGAGGCUAAACCAAAGGCCAGUGAGGCCUCCACAGCUGACGAGUCCACCACCUCUACUCAAGACCCCGGUGCUGCCCAUGUCCCCCAAGACGCCCAUGUCCCCCAAGACACCCCUGACAACACUUUGGCGAACAGUGGGCAGACCCUGGUGGAGCGCAUGUUCGGCGGCCGCCUGUCCACUGGCAUCCGCUGCCUGCGCUGCCACAGCGUGUCCGAAAAGGAGGAGCCCUUCACUGACCUCCCGCUGGCCUUCUGCCCCCCUCAGGCCCAGCACAGCCCGCCACGUGGUGCCGUCAACGGGGGCGGCGAGAGCGCGCAGGUCGAAAUGGGCCCCGUCACGCGAGACGGGGUCGGACCUGGUGCCGAGCGGCAAAGCCCCCCGCCACCUCAGGCGCGAAGUGGGCCGCCGCUGGCGCUGCCAGACCUGGUGGACUACAUGCUGGCACCGGAGAUCCUGGAGGAGGAGAACCGGUACUUCUGUGAGCGGUGCGGUUCGCUGCAGCGGGCGGAGCGGGGCGUGCGCGUGGUGGCGGCGCCCGAGUACCUCAUCCUUACGCUUCUGCGCUUCUCCUACGACGCCGCUCGCCAGCUGCGUCGCAAGAUCCUGGACGACGUGCGUGUCCCACUGCGCAUGCACCUGCCCGUCCACCAGACACAGCCAACGCACCAGCAGGAGGCGGCACAAUCACUAUCACCUGACAGCGGCGAGAACCAGGCCAAGAAGCUCAAGCCUUCGCAGAGAGAGGAGGACCUCGACGAGAGGGAAGAGACCGGAGGAGUGAAGCAGACGAGCGCGAGCACGAACGGAGGAGGACCCGUGACUGACGGACUUAGAGAAGGCGGCGAGAGCAGAACUGAGGUCCGGACUAUGUCGUAUGUUCUGACUUCGGUUGUGAUGCAUUCUGGGAUGUCGUCCGAGAGUGGGCACUACUACACGUAUGGGAGAAACAUGAGCGCUGUUGAUUACGAGGAUAAUUCCGCCCCCACAGCCUCAUCUAAUUUCCUCCCGCCAUCCAAUGGAGAACAGGAAGGGCUUGGCACCUCCAGCCAAUCAGAACUGCCCUCGGGCAGCUGUGAGGCAGAAGGGUCACACGACCAAUCAUCCAGUGAUUGGACUCUGUUUAAUGACAGCAGGGUGACCUUCACAACCUUUCAUUCGGUGCAGAAUGUUACCAGCCGUUUCCCAAAGGACACGGCCUACGUGCUCAUCUACAGGAGGCAGGGCUCCGGUGGGGCGUGUGGGGGCGGGGGGGUCCACACUAACGGCCUGAGGCUCGGGGUGGAACCCCCACUCCAGAAAGAGCUCAUGGACGCCAUCACCAAAGACAACAAACUCUACCUGCAGGAGCAGGAGCUGAAUGCGCGCACCCGGGCCCUGCAGGCCGCCUCGGCCUCCUGCUCGUUCCGCCCCAACGGCUCAGACGACAAUGAGCCCCCUGGUAGCUGUGGCCCGUCCGGCGGAGGAGGAGGAGGCGGUGGAGGAGGCGGGGGCUUCAACACCGUUAGCAGGCUGGUGUUCUAAGGAACCAUGACCGGACGUUCAUACACUGUAUACACACACACACACACACACACACACACACACAAAUUAGCUAGGACACACUGUACUGAAAUUACUGAAAAUACUUUCACACCCACUACACUGGACACAAUAUUAUUUUUUGGUUUCUUUCUUAACAGUUGGUUAAAUAACCCCUGACCUCAAACUUGGGUGCCAUGAUGGGUGCCAUGACAGACACCCUCCCUCUCACCCUCUGAACCUCCCAUUUCUCUGGUGUGCAUGCAUUUCGCUUUCAUUUUUUGCUCUUUCAGGAAAGGCUCAAAUGAAUUAAAUGCAAAGUGACACCUA
Molecule: messenger RNA, 3756 nt
Organism: Clupea harengus (Atlantic herring)
Lineage: Eukaryota; Metazoa; Chordata; Actinopteri; Clupeiformes; Clupeidae
Gene: usp38
Product: ubiquitin specific peptidase 38
Biological process (GO): ubiquitin-dependent protein catabolic process; protein deubiquitination
Cellular component (GO): nucleus; cytosol
Molecular function (GO): cysteine-type deubiquitinase activity
Source: RefSeq, a predicted model, not a curated record